Chelmon rostratus (copperband butterflyfish) is the source of this 3258-nucleotide messenger RNA. It is a transcript of the gene mif4gdb, whose product is annotated as MIF4G domain containing b. Gene Ontology annotation, cellular component: cytosol. The record is from RefSeq and is a predicted model, not a curated record. Gene Ontology annotation, biological process: regulation of translational initiation. Gene Ontology annotation, molecular function: RNA binding; protein binding; translation activator activity. Bases 160 to 825 code for a protein of 221 amino acids. NCBI's taxonomy places the organism in Eukaryota, Metazoa, Chordata, Actinopteri, Chaetodontiformes, Chaetodontidae. The transcript is spliced from 6 exons.
CUUCAGCUUUGAAAGGCUGAGUUGAGUAACGUUUGCUUAUAUCUACCCAAGUGGAGUGACCAGCAUCGAUUUAAAGAAUUGGCGUAAAUUUUAAUUCAAAUUUCGCAGACAAUUAUCGAAAUUGUGACAGCUCUCAGGUGUAAUUUGCUAUCAUCCAUCAUGGAAAACUCAGCUGACGACUACAGGAUCCAAUCAUUUGACCUGGACACCCAGAUGUUGCUGAAAACAGCAUUGAAAGACCCAAGUUCAGUCAACCUGGAGAAGGUAUCCAAUAUCAUCAUGGAUCAGUCUUUAAAGGACCACGUGUUCAGCAAAGAGGCCGGACGCAUCUGCUACACCAUUGUGCAGGCCGAGGCCAAGCAGAGCAAUGGAAAUGUUUUCAGGAGGAACCUGUUGAACCGGCUCCAGCAGGAGUUCAGGGACCGUGAGGAGACAAGGGGCCGUUCGCUGCACGAGUGGGUGUGCUACGUCACGUUCAUCUGCAACAUCUUUGACUACCUCAAAGUGAACAACAUGCCGAUGGUGGCCCUGGUCCAUCCUGUGUUUGACUGUCUGAUGAGGCUGGCCCAACCAGAUGCUCUUAUGAAUGAGGAGGAGGUGGACUGCCUGGUGCUGCAGCUGCAUCGCAUCGGAGAGCAGCUGGAGAAGGUGAACAGCCAACGGAUGGACGAGCUGUUCUUCCUGCUGCGCGACGGCUUCCUGCUCCAGGAGGGCCUUUCAUCCAUGGCCCGUCUGCUGCUGCUGGAGAUCCUGGAGUUCAGGGCCGGCGGCUGGCUGCUCAGCAGCACUGCCCACAAGUACUACUACAGUGAAAUUGCUGACUAGGAUCGUUGCAAGGACAAGGGUGCUGAACAGCUGUUCUGCAGCUGCGUUGGCCAACCUUCAAGCACCUUGAAUACCUCUCCUAAGUCACCACUGAUUAUGAAACCAGCAACAUCCUCCAGGAAGUCAGUGGAGGGUUUUGUGAAGAGUGCGGUUCAUAAACUGUAAAAAGACUUUCAUUUUGCUGGAUUGUUCCUGCGUUUGAGAAUAUUGCUGAGACAUGGUGCCGUGGAUGUGGAACGUGCAAUAGUUCACAAGGAGCUGAAGUUAAGUUAACGAGGUUUAGCCACAUUCAGGUACACUUUGUUUAAGGUUUGAUUGCAGCUAAAGAAGCUGGAUAGAUUUUUUUUAUUUUAUUGUUGUUUUUAAUCUUGCAGGCAUUCCUGUUUUCAGAAAACAUUUCAAAGUCCGACUUAUUUUAUACCAGAUCCAAAGGGCUUGGAAUAGACAUUCCAGUCAGAGGCAAGCUGAUUUGGUCUUUGCUUUAUUUUUUACUGUUGUAUGACCAACAUUUUAAUUGAAUUGAAAAUCAAUAUUUUACUUAUUUAGUUGAAUAUUUUUGUGUAGAACUUUACAAAUGGUUUGCAGUUCAGGGGAGUUUUUUGCCUAACCCUUUGUCCUGUAGGAUUCCUGUUACUGUUUCUUUCCAUCUCAUUAUGUGUGGCUGUUUUUUCAGAUGAAGCGUUGUGUCUUAAUUCAGGGAUCUUUUUCUUUUUUUGUUUUCUGAAAGCUCCACUUAAAAAGAAGGAAAAAAGACCAAGAGAUUGGUUAUAGUUCAUAUUUAAACUGUGUUUCUACAGAUAAAUCAGUCAGAUAUUUUCGAUUCACACGUUUUGUUUGUUACACAAGUUGUGCCAAUAUGAUAAGAACAGCAUGAUCCAAUACAGGACACUUGACAAAGCCAAAGCCCUUAAUUUGUAGUUGAAGUCUAGGAGGACAGUGGUGGAAGAAGUACUCCGAACAUUUACUUAAGUAAAAGUAGUAGUACCACUUUGUAAAAGACUUGCAUUCAAAUCUUUUCUUAAGUACAAAAGUAUUAGCAUCCAAAAAUACUGAAUAUGAAAGUGCUCAUUCUUGCAGAAUGACCCAGAAACAUUCAGAUUACAUCACUUUAAUGUUGCAGCUUGUAUGGGUGGGGCUAAUUUUAAUUCUUUAUAUACUGUUGGGUAGCUUGUGGACUUCCCCCUUGGAUCAAUAAAGUCGUACCUUAAUUAAACAGAAUUUAUUUGUUCAUAUUUUGUACUAUUAAUUGAAUCUGCAAAUUAGCCAGUAACUAAAGCUAACAAAUAAAUGUAGGGCUUUAAAAAAAGUACAAUAUACUAAUAUAGAGUAGCAGAAAACGGAAAUAUUGACCUACCUAAAAACUGUAUGUGAGUAAAUGUGCUCGGUUAUUUUCCACCACUGCUGGUAUUUUUCCUCCCCUCACAUAUACACAGGUCAGUUAUGAGCAUAAAGCUUGUAGAAGUUUUUUUUCCUUGAAUCCAGCUUCCACCAGCAUAGGUCUGCUACAGCCUGUGUAGCAGAGCUUAGUUGUACGUCCGAGUCUGUUGUCACCUUUGUUGAUACUCAGUAACAGCUUUUGUCUUCAAAGCUGUGCCUUGGAAUCAGACCGACACAAGUCUUUGACAUGACAUUAUUUUUGAAACGCUGCACCUGUAGUUAUGUAAAGUCUAACUUAAUAUAGAAUUGGCUUUCACACACAAAAUCAAAGCCCAGGAUGAGGGAUAACUGCCCACCAUAACGAGUCUACUGGCAAUGGGAAAUAUGUUUACUCCAGAUUAUGGCCAUGUAGUUUGCAGACAAUUCCUUUUGUUCCUGAAGUCUCAGGCGAUACUUUGAGCAAUGAGAGCUCUUCAAGUGGAGCCCACUAAAGGAUGCCACAGUUCUUCUCAACUGUAGGUAAAAAUAAAAAGUGGAAUGUUGUAAAUUAAACUGGACAGCGAGGUCUUCAAAAGAGUAUUGACCCUUAUCCCCAAACAUGUUAGGAGAAGAAUGUAUCCCCCUGUUGUACCGCUGCCAGCACUGAUCAAGCUUAAUUGGUUACUUGCCAAUCCCUCCAGACUGCUAUUAGGUAGAAAUUAAAAGAACUGAAUUAAAAGCCCAGCCAUGGUCAGGAAUUAGGAUAUGUUAUAUCUCCUCAUUAUUUUUUUCUAGUUCUGUUUGGAAAUUUGUGUGUAGGCUUAAAUAUGUGUCACCACAUUCAGACCAAGUCCAUAAAACAGAGAAGUGGGUUUAAUUGAUCCUAGUUAAGUUAACCACGAUGGAAUGCUGUAGAUACUAGUCUCUAAAGAGCACAGAACUGACUGUAAUAUAUGUUUAUAUAUUUUAUUACACCGUUGCAACUUUUUUACAUUUUACUCAAUUCCAUUUUUCACGGUUGGGUUGUACAUUUAUUGCAAACUUAUUUGUUCUAAUAAAUCUUGGACGUUUUUCAUU